ACCGCACUUCAAGUCAGUGUCCUCUCAGACGCCGUGGCGUGUAAAAAUGGUGAAAAUUCAUUUUCUAGUGCUUGUCUUUAUAUUAGGACCCUGUGUCCAAGGGCUUAAGUUGCUCCUGGUCUUCCCUUUACCCGCCAGAAGUCACUACAUCUUAGGCAACGAGCUGGGCAAAGGGUUGGCUCUUCAAGGGCACGAGGUCACAAUGCUUUCCUCUUUUGAAGAGAAAAACCCUCCAAAAGGCUACGAGGAAAUCCUGCUUCAUGAGCUGACUGAUCGUCAAAGAUUGUUCAGUGGCUCUGGGCAGCCCAACAUGUUCCAAAUGGAAAACGCCUCUCCAUACUUCCAAGCGAUCUUUCUAACCAAAAUCGGAGAUAUGUUUUCGGACGCUUUCUUCAACCACUCCACAGUGCAGACUCUCCUUAAUUCCGAGAGGAAAUUUGACGUGGUGAUAGUGGAGCAAUUCUGGAACGACGCCAUGAAGUAUUUGGCCCAUAAAUUCGACGCUCACUUGGUCGCUUUUAGCACCAUCGGCCCUAACCGUUGGGUGAACAACUUGGUGGGAAAUCCAGAAAACCCCAGCUACAUCCCGGACCUACUGUUAAGCUUCCACAGCGACAUGACGUUCCUGGAACGUUCCUAUAACCUGGUGUUUGGACUCCUUAACGAUUUAAUGCUGUACCACUACUUUUAUCCUCAACAAGACGCGAUAUUGCACAAGUACUUCCCAGAAGCCCCCGAACUGGACGAAAUCCAGUAUAAUGUGUCACUAGUGCUGACCAAUGGGCACGAAAGCAUCCAUCCUGCCGUACCACAUGUACCAAACAUGAUAGACAUCGGAGGGUUCCAUGUGAACCCCCCAGAGAAACUCCCGAAGGACUUAAAGGAGUUCCUGGAUGGAGCCACAGAUGGUGUAAUAUACUUCAGUUUGGGAUCAAAUUUAAAACCCUCACAAAUGCCCCAAGAGAAGAAGGACAUCCUCUUGAAAGUCCUUGGGGCCAGAAAGGAGAGGGUCUUAUGGAAAUGGGACGAGGAUCAGCUGGAGGGUCAGCCCAGUAACGUGAAAACUUCAAAGUGGUUUCCCCAGCAAGCCAUUUUAGCACAUCCUAACUGUAAACUAUUCAUCUCCCACGGUGGACUAUUGAGCUUAACGGAAACAGUUUAUUUAGGAGUCCCGGUGUUGGCUUUCCCAAUAUUCGGGGAUCAAAAGCUAAAUGCCGCUAGGAUAAGGGAUAAAAAGUUCGGACUUGCCUUGACCUUUUCCCAGAUAACCGAAGAGAACUUAAUUGAAGCUCUGGAUGAACUUUUAUCCAAUCCCUCUUAUCGGGAAAACGCGAGGAAAUGCUCGGAUAUCCUACACGACAGGCCGAUGAAACCGAUCCAGAUGGCGGAUUAUUGGAUUCGAUAUGUCGUGAAGCAUAAGGGUGCUCCCCAUCUUAGGGUGGCCGCCAUUAAAUUGCCACUUUAUAAAUAUUAUAUGUUGGAUCUGUUGGCUGUCGGGCUUAUUUGCUUGGGUUGGGUUGGGUUGGUUAUUGGUUAUUUGACUAUUAAGGUUGUCAGGUUAUGUUGCUGUAAGGGUAGGUCAAAGAGGGACAAAAAGAAGAACGAUUAGUGGGGUUAAUAAUUAUUGUUAACUAUUUAUCAAUAAUGUAGGAUUUGUUAGGAUUACCACUGAUUUUUAAAUAAAAAAAAGUUGUUCCUGGUCAGGAUUUGAACUAAAGGAUCCUCCAUGACGCAUAACGCCUUUUAGCUAUACAUUCUCUCCAUGGGAAGACCUUGGAUCAAAUCCCCAUGUAACCACUUUUUUUUUUAUUAUAUUUUUUUUUUGCUAUAAUAUGUGAAUUUUUUUUAGUAAUUUUAGUGUUUUUUUAUUUUUUUUUUGUGUGGAAUGAAGUGUCUUAAGUUCCCUUAAGGCAGCUUAAAUUAUUAUAAUAAAGUAAUAAGAUGCAAUAAUAUAAGUGAAGCUAAACCCGGCUUAUUUGAAUAAAAAAAAGUGUUGCCUCGGUCAGGAUUCGAUCUUAGGGACCCUCGAUGACCCGUUAACCAACAACCGUGCGUUGACGUAACGGGAGGACCUUGGAUCAAAUCCCUAUACAACCAAAACUUUUUAAUUUUUUUUUCGCACUGAUUUUAUUUAUUAAAUUUUUGUCAACGUUAAAAUAGAUUUUUUGUUAAUCUUAA
Anthonomus grandis grandis is the source of this 2178-nucleotide messenger RNA. Its product is annotated as UDP-glycosyltransferase UGT5-like. The coding region runs from base 47 to 1609 and encodes 520 amino acids. The record is from RefSeq and is a predicted model, not a curated record. Gene Ontology annotation, molecular function: UDP-glycosyltransferase activity. NCBI's taxonomy places the organism in Eukaryota, Metazoa, Arthropoda, Insecta, Coleoptera, Curculionidae. The transcript is spliced from 4 exons.